Molecule: messenger RNA, 765 nt
Organism: Rubroshorea leprosula
Lineage: Eukaryota; Viridiplantae; Streptophyta; Magnoliopsida; Malvales; Dipterocarpaceae
Source: the annotation of a GenBank genome assembly
UUUUUUUUUUUUUUUGGAUAUUUUGGAUAAGAAUCAUAAGAUAUUUACUGAAAGAGCCUCCAUUGUAUGUACUCUUCAGGCAAAGAAACUGGAAAUUACACAAAAACUAAAUAAGCCGCCAUGAAAGCUCUACUCUGUUCACCGUCAUCUCCGGUCUUCCUCCGAAAUCCUCCACCGUGUAACCCAAGAACCCCACCAAUUCUCCCCACGGCCAUUCAAAACCUACGCCGCCCGUCAAAUUCGCCGUGGCAAUUGCAAGCCAAUGCCAAAGGCUUCUCCGGCAGCAGAAGCGGCGGUCCGAAACAGAGAGCUGUAGAUAGAAAUCCCAACAAUAACGAGGACGAUGAGCAAAUUCCAAUGGUUGUGUUUAAGAGAAUGAUUGCGAGAAUUUUGGUCUCCGUAGGACUGCCUCUAGCCGUCGGUCUGGCGUUCCUGAAGUAUUUCGGAGCGGCGAAGGAGCAAGGGUGGGAUGUGCCGCUGUGGCUGCCGUUCUCCACCACGUUGAUAACUUUUGCGGCGUCGACCCUCGGAGUUGCUUACGGGGCUUUGUCUUCGAGUUGGGAUCCGGAAAGGGCGGGUUCAGUUCUCGGGUUAGAAGAAGCCCAGGAAAACUGGGUCGAGAUAUGGAAGGAAGAAAACAAUGACUGACGGCCCAGGCCCUAUGAUGGCAUUUGUGAAGGUCCAUAAAGGCCCACCAUAGCUACGUCACGGCAUUUUAAAUCAUUGUCAUUGUAUUAGAUUAUAUAUUAAAAGUUUAGUUCUAAU